AUACUUCAGUCUCACACAGACAUUCUCAUCUGUCCAGAGAGAGAGAGAGAGCUGCUAGACUACUAUUGAUACAUCUCCAAGGACUAGCAGAACUAGCAGAACAGCAAUGGCUUCUAUGGGGCUUCAGAUUUUGGGAAUUCUCCUAUCUAUCGUUGGCUGGCUGGGAACCUUAGUAUGCUGUGCUCUUCCCAUGUGGAGGGUGACUGCCUUCAUCGGUAACAAUAUUGUGGUGGCCCAAAUUGUCUGGGAAGGUCUUUGGAUGAACUGUGUGGUACAGAGCACUGGACAAAUGCAAUGCAAGAUCUACGAUUCCAUGCUGGCUCUUCCUCAGGACCUGCAGGCUGCCCGAGCCCUCAUUGUCAUUGCUAUUGUGGUGGCUAUUCUUGGAGUUUGUAUGGCCAUCCUUGGAGGCAAGUGCACCAACUGUGUGGAAGAUGAGUCUACGAAGUCCAAAAUUAUGAUUGUAUCCGGCAUUGUAUUUAUUGUGGCUGGCAUCCUCGCCCUGAUCCCUGUCUCAUGGUCUGCCAAUAACAUAAUUCGUGAUUUCUACAAUCCACUGGUGGUCGAGGCUCAAAAGAGGGAAUUGGGUGCAUCACUGUACAUAGGGUGGGCAUCUGCCGCUCUGCUGCUUCUCGGAGGAGCAAUGCUCUGCUGCAACUGCCCACCAAGGGAUCAGAAAGCUUAUUCUGCCAAGUACUCAGCAGCACGAUCUGGACCAGCCAGUAACUACGUCUAAGGAACAACAAGAACAACAUAAACUUUUGCAUUUCCUCAACUAAAGACCAACUAAAAUCUUGCUACUCUUCAUAUAAUUUUCUCUUCAAUGUGACAUUGAUUUGCAGUUUGGAGACCACUGCUCGUUGACUAUUCAAACCUCUAAUGAAUGGAGAGAUGCCGUGAUGAUUGAUCUAUCCUUCCCUACCAACAUUGCAGCAAAGCACAUGCCCAAGCAAGUAUCCACCAACUUUCUCACCCAACAGAUGUUUUCACUCCUCAGAAACUGGGACAAGUGAACAAGGGUGUUUGAAGAAUUGUUGAAAAUUGGUUAGGGGAUCAUAGCUGCAUUCAUGAACAUUUACAUGAUCAAUCACUUAAAAAUGUAUAAUUGCAACAUUCUAUGCAGGUAUGUUCUGCGUGAUUAGAGGGUAAGACCACCAACCACCUCUGGUCAAAAUGCCAAACCCGGGAAAAGUUAAUUUCUAUGAGAAGGAAAUUUACAAUAGACAGGUUAACCUCAGGGACAAUAGCACAAGAACGCAAAAAGAGGAGGGAAGGUGUGAGAUUAUGUGAAAAGUGAAUUUUUUUUUUUUUUUUUUAAUCUCUAUACACCAAUGAUAUAAUUUUGUCCGAGACGUUCAGGGGAAUCUGAAGGUAUUUCAGUGUUGUGAAGGAUUUGUGCAUAUGUCAACUAAAUAUGUAUACAAAGCAACCCUCUAAUAUUUAAAUCUGAUCUUGUUUAGUACAAGGAAAUAUCUGUCACCCAAUAUAUGCAUUAGGUUUGCCACUGAAACCUAGAGUACGUGUAGAUGUAGCCUUUACUGUAUGUGGAUUCUUUCCAACCCUUUAAGUGCCAAAGAGGAUUGCAUCACAAUCAUUUCUGACACUUAGCAUAGAAUUAACCAUAAAUAUCCAUUAAUAAACGAUCUUAUGGAAAAUGUAUACUGCAGGGCUUCAAUGUAAUCAGUGCUGCCCUACAUGACACAUUUUUUUAAAAAACUGUUCCUAGUCAAAGGGGAAAACUGAUUGCCACAAAUGAAGGUAUCCUUCAACUUAAUAACUCCUUCCUCUGAUAGGGAUAUUUAAAAAAAAUUACAAACCAAUUUCAUCUAUCUGUUAUAUCAAUGUAAUAUUCAGCCAG
This is a messenger RNA of Pelobates fuscus (common spadefoot toad), 1858 nucleotides long. RefSeq names its product claudin-4-like. Gene Ontology annotation, biological process: cell adhesion; bicellular tight junction assembly. The record is from RefSeq and is a predicted model, not a curated record. Gene Ontology annotation, molecular function: structural molecule activity. Gene Ontology annotation, cellular component: plasma membrane; bicellular tight junction. The coding region runs from base 107 to 736 and encodes 209 amino acids. The transcript has a single exon. Lineage: Eukaryota; Metazoa; Chordata; Amphibia; Anura; Pelobatidae.